This is a messenger RNA of Eriocheir sinensis (Chinese mitten crab), 5861 nucleotides long. RefSeq names its product sialidase-like. Gene Ontology annotation, biological process: ribosome biogenesis; box H/ACA snoRNP assembly; pseudouridine synthesis. The coding region runs from base 218 to 2656 and encodes 812 amino acids. The transcript has 7 exons. NCBI's taxonomy places the organism in Eukaryota, Metazoa, Arthropoda, Malacostraca, Decapoda, Varunidae. Gene Ontology annotation, cellular component: sno(s)RNA-containing ribonucleoprotein complex. The record is from RefSeq and is a predicted model, not a curated record. Gene Ontology annotation, molecular function: RNA binding.
UCCGUAAAUUUGUGGUCUUGCACUUGGGUUUGCAUUUGCAUUCUGGGAUACAGUAUUUCAUAGGUAUUCAAACAUUCAAUGGUAGUGGAGGUUGGCAUAAACUCGGGCAAGUAAGAAGUGAACAACGGUUAUCAACUGAGAUUGUGAUAAACAUGUCUGUGAGACGUAAACAAAGCCAGCAGAGCCACAAAUGUGGCACCUGUAAAGCAAGAGGAAGAUGAGUGAUGAUAAGGAGGAAGUGGUGAUGAGGCCUUCCACAGCCAUGUCACCACCAUCACUGCCACUAGCUGAACAGUCACCAUCACCUCCACCACCACCAGCUGAACAAACACCAUCACCACCACCACAGACAGCAGGCAGCUCCUCCCCCCUUCCCCAUGCCUCCUCAUGCCCCAUCACCGUCACUCCCAUGGAUGUGGAUAGCAUGAACGGCCUUCCCAUACUUGGCCACACCCCUACAGAUGACACCAUUCCCCUUACCAGCCAGUCCCCUCUCUCUGACCACACCCUUAACCAUACUACCCCUGCCAGCCAUAUACCUAAGGAUAGCCACACAGAAACACCCAACCAGAUAUCUAUUGUUAACCACACCUUAGAAGAUACUCAUAUGCCCACAUUAGGGACCACACCCACCUCAGAGCACACCCCUAAUACGCCAAGCCACAUCUCUCCGCCUACCCCUAAUACAUCUAGCCAUAGCCACAUCUCUCCUUCAACCUCUCACACAUCUUCCACACCACCGUCAUCCAAACAACCACCCCCUGCAGCUGACCACACCCCUCCAUCAACCAGCCACAUCCCAAGUCUCAAAGGGAAGGCAACGGGAGGUACCAAAACAGAGAAAAAGGUCAGUCACCCUCCUGCCGGCUCCAUGUGUCUGCUCCUUGCUUACGGCAGCUCAGAAAGCGAUGAGGAGACAACACCUUCCGCAGAUGUAACCCCCACCGCCAUCACCUCCUCAACUGCCACAUCACAGGAUCUUCGAAAACACAGCAGCACAACACUAAACUCAGCAUUACACAGCACACCAGAUCAGGACUCUAUAAUCUCUAAUGGGUUGCCUCCAGAGGUCAGCCCACAGCCCAGUGAACCGAGAGCCACUGUGGAUAGGCCAGACAAAUCAUCGCCACAGGUUAUUGAAAUAGACGUUGUGGGGGGCUAUCGCUACAUGCCAGGCUACCUCAGUGAUGCCGAAGACUCAGAGGGAGACUCAGAUGACUCUGACUCCUCAGUCAUGUCCACUUCCUCCUCCACUUCAUCGUCGUCAUCAUCAUCGUCGUCAUCGUCUUCGUCUUCCUCCUCUUCUUCGUCAUCUUCUCCCUCUGUCAAGGUGCUUCAGAAAGCCCCACAGGGCCCAAGAGAGCCACCACCCCAGAGAAAGAAAAACAACCCGCUUACCCCUGGCGAGUUGACUUUGGAUGACCUUCCCCCCAUCCAGGAUCUCAACAUAUCUCUUCCCCAGGAGGAAACGCGGCUAGUGGGCCACAUACACAGCUUCGUGGUCCAACAGGUGGUGGUUGAGAGCCUGCCCAACGUGCCAGCCCUUGAUAUUGAUUCCGUGCUCUUCGUGGGCCAUGAGAGAGAGAGACGUGCACUGGGCCGGGUGUUUGACGUGUUUGGGACAGUGUCGCAGCCGUUCUACGUGGUGCGCUUCAACUCGGCUGAACACGUGACAGAGAGUGGGGCCAAGAUCGGGGAGGAGGUGUUCUUCGCCCCUUCCUCUGGGGACCACACCCACUAUGUUUUGCUGGAGGAGCUGAUGAGGUAUCAAGGGAGUGAUGCCUCAGGGCUUCAAGGCAAUGAGCUCAAUCCUGGGGAAAUCUCAGACUACUCAGACGAUGAGGAGGAGGCCCAUGCUCGCCGCCGUACCCGUAUCCGCCCCAAUGGCCCCCGGAACAACACUAACCACAAAAACAACAACAUCAAUGGGAAUAGUACCAGCUGUGACUCGCAACCUCAUCGCAAGAGGCAGAGAGGCGCCAAUCACAACCCCUUCCGCCUCAACGCCUCCCCUCACCCCUCCAACAUGCCCCCACGGCCUCAGCAACACCACCACUUUUUCAACCCCCCCCCAUUCACUGCCCAGCCUCCCCCACCCCCACCACAAGCACCUCCUACACAGUGCAUGCCCCCUCCCUCCCCCCACCAUAACCUCCCAUCACAGGGCCCCUUCCCACAACCACCCCCACACCCUCACUUCCAUAAUACCCUGCCACCUCCGUCACAAUUCAACGGUGAUCUUCCACCCCACCACAGAGGGGAGGGAGGGUUUGCGUGUCUGCCUCCUCCCCCUCCAACCCUCACCCCUCCUCCUGGUCAGCCUCCCCCUCCUCAUCCUCCUCGGUGGGGAGAAAGUAUGGUGUUUGGAGGAGAAUCAAGUCUUGGAAGGGAGUUUUUACCUCCACCUCACCCCUCCAUGAUGCCUCCUCCACCUCCACCUCCACAGCAAGGGGGGUGGGGGAUGCCUCCACAGUUUUCCCCACAGAAUAAGUUUACGGUGCCCCCUCCACCCCCAUCUCCUACCCACGCUAUGGCCCCUCCACCUCCUCAGGGUAUGCCCAUUCCCCCACCCAAUAUGCCAGGCCCUCCGCCCCCUCCUUAUCGAAGCAUGCCACCACCACCACCACCACCACCACACCAUAACACUCAAUAUUAAUCUGUGGACACUACUCAACUCUACACUACAGUACUACUAUAGUCCGUUUCAUUCCGUCUGUCCAUGCGCGAACAUAGAUGUGGCAUUGUUAGUUCAUGAUUGCGUGAAGAUCAACUUUAUAUUUUCAGUGAUAUUUAUUUGAAUGUUUGUGUAUACAAAAAACUCUCAAAUCUUUUUAUAUGAACUGCAAACAUGCUGAUUUGCAUCGAUAAUCUACCAUAUAAGCACAUGAAAGAACAAUUUGUAUAUUAAAUAGUAUAGUCUGAUCAUACUUGAACGAUUCAUAGCCUUUCAGAUACCCAUAUUUUAUCUCAUUCAGGUACAUAAAGUGACAUCUGACUCUGCAAGUGUCUAUACAUAAGGAAGUUUGACGUGUGGCAUGUAAAUAACAUGGGUAGCCUAAUAUUCGAAAUAGCCUAGCAUCACAUUCAACAGUUAUUAUUUACUAUUUCAUGUUAUUUCAAUUAUUAAUCAUUAUUUACAUGAAAUAAAUUAUAAAGAUAUUCUUUAUUUGCACUUGCAGAGCCAGAUAUCUUUUAAUAUACCUGAAAUGAGCUUUCAAUCAAUGAAUUUGAAAAAACAUAUAUCGUUCGAGCAUGAUGUGACUAGAUAUGUUAUUUGAUACAAGCUUGUCUUUUCGUGUACUUGUACAGUACCCUCUCGAGUUUUGCGCUCGCUUCGUUCCGAAGGUACAAUGCUAAACUCGAGGAUCGCGAAACUCGAGGUAUUGAAAACACUGAAAAAGCGUUUAUUUGUUCCGACCUGUGGAGAUUUUUAUUUAUUUAUUUAUUUAUUUAUUUUUUUUUUAUAUGUAGUCUAUGGCACCGGUAGACUAUCCAUCUGGGCCUGAUGCUCAGCCCCGAGCCCGUCAUGGCGCAGGCAACUGUUUAUAGUGGCGCCAAUAUAAUUGGCUCAUCAUGCUGCCCCCUGGAGCUCACUCUUUUUCCUUCUUUACUCCCUUGUUAUCGCAAAAUACUUACCUUGGAAAAAGGAAGAAAACGGGAAGAGAGAAUGGGUCAUUUUGAAGCCACAGAUAAAGCCUUAUGAUUGGCUGAGCUCUGAAAACACGCAUGUGAUUCGCUGGGAGUCCAAUGACAGCAUCGCCAGCGCUGACCCGAUCAGCGGCCUCACUGCCUUAAGGCGGUGUCACACUGGCCAUUUUCCUCUAUCUGUUGUGGCUACUGGAAACACCCGUACACCCAUCCGGGAUCAAGUUGUCGGUUGUCUGUAAGCUGGUGUCACACUGGGCCUUUUUCUUCCCACCGCAUUGGCGGCAGCUUGGGCAGCCAGCAAGAUUUCCAGGUGUGCGUCACACACAUAAGAGGAAAUUAGAAGGGUGUGGGGAGGAGGGGCAGAAGGGAGAGUCAGGUCAUGUCAUGACACACACACACACACACACAGAGAAAGGGAUAUGAGAAGAGUGGGGGGAGGGAGAGUCAGGUCGUCUUGACCUGAGUCAGGUCAUAUCCUGAUCAAAGCCCUGAUCUGACUCCUUUCUACCCCUCCCUCCCCACACCAUUCUCAUUCCCCUUCUGUGUGUGUGUGUGUGUGUGUGUGUGUGUGACAAGUCAGGACAUGACCUGACCUGAGCCAGGUCAUGUUUUGACCAAAGCCCUGAUCUGACUCUCCUUUCUGCCUCAUCCUCCCCACAUCCUUCUCAUUUCACCUUAUGAUGGUAAGAAUUUAGGACUAACUGCGAAACUUGAGGAUCGCGAAACUCGAGAGGGUACUGUAUAUUAGAUUAUCGAUGCAAACGACUGAGUUGUUUAUUGUAUACAUAAACAUUCAAAUAUAUUAUUGAAAAAUAAGCUUGAAUGUCUAUCACAACAGUAUAUUUUCAUGUACGUAUUCACGAACUAGAAAUGCGCAGGUGCCACAUCCAUCAAUAUUCCCGCUUUGUUGGUGGACAGAUGAAAUGAUACAGACUAUACCAUACCAAACCUCACCACCAUCACACUAUACACACUAUACUUCACCACACCACCACCACCACCACACCACAAAAAAACAUACAAAACUUUAUAUAUAAUUCCCCCCCACCUCCUCAGGACAUGCAGGGGAUUCCCUAACCCCUCCAUACUAAACCACCACACCACAUUAUUUCACACUAAGGUCAACACACUCCCCUAACUUCACACUACAAAACAUCAUACUGUACCAUACCACCACCACCACACCACUAGCCAUAUAAGGGUUACUGCAUUACCCCGAACACCACACUUCACACAUCACCAUACCCUGCCACCACACCAUGGUGGUGUGAUGCUACACCACACCGGAUUUUUGUGCCAAGAAGGGUUGCUCCUGAUAGUCCUCAUGCCCACCACUUUUGUAAUUUGUAAUUGAUUUCAAAAGCUAUGUUUUUCCCAGCCCACACACUCCCUCACUACACUUCACAAUGGUGUGAAGACCACUUUUUGUAGACAGCAUAAAGUAAGGUAAAGUUGGGUGCAUAUGCUGUAGCUUCAUGUGCCUGUGGUGCUCAUCUCCGGACUCUUGGCCCUUUGAGCCUGUGGUGGGUAGGAACCCAAUCCCCAAGACACGGACCAUUAUGAAAUCCAGGAAUGCCACAGUACCUUCCCCAGAUUUCCCUGGGUACCCAUUUAUCGACCAGCCCAAAGGGGAGGAUGAACAGCUGGGUGAGCAGUAUGCCAACUGCCUGGGCCGGGAUUUGAACCCAGGCCCGUGGAGUCGUAGCCAGGCAUACAAACCACUGGUCCACAGAGACUGCAUAAGCCUAUUAAAAAUUAUUUACUUCUGAAACUGGACUAUAGCAAAUUGGCACUCCAUUACAUACUCAGUACACAAAGUAUCCCAGUAGAUACUUUCUUGUAAAUUUAUUUAUUUCAGGCUGCAAUUCAGUCUUGUGAGUGGAACUUCAACCAGCUUUUUUCAUGCUGCCUACAUGAUUUUGUCCAAUGAUGUCAAACUGUAGGAAGUAGAUGUACAUAAUUUCUCCUCAGUAUUUUUUUUCUUAGCCUAUGUAUGAUGGUGGUAGGCUUCCUUGAUGGAGCCUGGUGGUUGGCCCCAGCCCAGCACCACCAUAAAGACACUUGUCUGUGUCAUUAUGGGCUAGAGCUGACCACCAGACCCCACCAAGAACUGGCACUAUAGGGCAAACCUAUAAAAUAUGGAAAAAAGAGAAUUCAAUGUAAGUGUAUUAUUUUAUAUGGAGUUAAUAAAUUGCUUUUAUCUGAAAUUGUUA